Molecule: messenger RNA, 1122 nt
Organism: Ambispora gerdemannii
Lineage: Eukaryota; Fungi; Glomeromycota; Glomeromycetes; Archaeosporales; Ambisporaceae
Source: the annotation of a GenBank genome assembly
AUGGAAGAUUUCUUUUCGGAACGCCCAACUAAAUCACGUAAUUCAACCUUAUAUCAACAACCUCAGCCUUGGGUUGAAAAAUACCGUCCAAAGUCGAUUGAUGAUGUUACUGCUCAAGAACAAACAGUUGCAGUUUUAAAAAAAUCCCUAGAAUCCAAAAAUUUACCCCAUAUGCUAUUUUAUGGUCCUCCGGGAACUGGCAAAACUUCCACGAUAUUAGCAUUAGCUCGAGAACUUUACGAACCCGAAAUCUUGAGAGAUCGUAUCCUGGAGCUCAAUGCAUCAGAUGAACGAGGCAUCAAUGUUGUCAGAGAAAAGAUAAAAAAUUUUGCACGUGUAAUUGUUGGCAAUCGAGGAGAAAGCAAAUACCCAAACCCUCCUUACAAAAUAAUCAUUCUUGAUGAGGCCGAUCAAAUGACAAACGAUGCUCAAACAGCUCUAAGAAGAACAAUGGAAACCUACUCUCGAGUCACGCGUUUCUGUCUAAUAUGCAAUUAUGUUUCACGUAUCAUCGAGCCAUUAGCGUCGCGUUGUGCCAAAUUUCGCUUCAAGCCAUUAGAUAUUGAGAAUACUAAAGAACGUCUUCAAAUGAUUUGUGAACAAGAAAGAAUUAAAUAUGAACCGGAGGCAUUGGAUCAGUUGAUUUCCGCUUCAGAGGGGGAUUUGAGAAAGGCAAUCAUGUACCUUCAGAGUGCUUAUCGUCUCCAUAAGAAUGAACUUAUCACUAGAUCAUCAAUUCUAGAAAUCGCUGGGACUAUACCUGCAAAUAUAAUUGAUAAUCUUCUCGGACAGGCUUAUAAUUUAUCGUACACAGGUAUCGAAAGUGCCGUCAAAGAAAUUGUGAAAUCCGGUUAUUCGUCGAACCAAGUCUUAUUACAGGUAAACGUUGGCUCUUUAUCUGGUUUUCUGCAAAGAAAGUCUUUAAUUGAUCAAGAACAAACAAAAAUGGUUAAUGUGUUGACACAGAUUCAAGAAAAGAUUAUAUAUGAAGAACGACUUACGGAUAUUCAAAAAUCGACGAUUUCUCAACACAUUAGUGAAGUAGACAAUAAUCUUAAUGAUGGCUCAGAUGAGCACCUGCAGAUAUUGGCCCUGAUAUUAAAUAUCAUGAGAGCGUUAUGA